AUGAUCAUCGCGCUAGACCCAGAGGCUCGGAAACAACGGCUUCAAGACUCUGAUUCUAGACCGAUGUCGGAAACCAACAACGGCAGAAUCAUCGCUAAACAUCCCUCGCUGAAGGUUUUGUCUCACAAACAGAUCAAGACCACAAUCUACAUCAAAUCCAAGACGCCAUACAUCUCAGCACUCAAGAGAGUGUCCAAGUUUUUGAGCCAGUUACCGAGACACGGAGCAGAGUAUGUGACAAUUAUGGGUAUGGGAAAAGCUGUGGAGAAGACUCUUUCGGUGGGCUGUCAUUUCCAGGAGGAAAAGGGUAAAAGAGUAGUAGUGUUAACUCAGACCGUUGCGUUGCUUGACGAUAUUUUGACUGAGCAAGACCCAGGCGAAAGUGCCGAAGAUAUGGAAGACGACGACAAAGAAACAGUACUACGAAAAAGAACCGUGAGUGGUGUAGAGCUGCGAAUAUAUUACUAG
Molecule: messenger RNA, 468 nt
Organism: Lachancea sp. 'fantastica'
Lineage: Eukaryota; Fungi; Ascomycota; Saccharomycetes; Saccharomycetales; Saccharomycetaceae
Source: the annotation of a GenBank genome assembly